CUGUCCUACAUCGCAAUGAUCGCUGCGGCUUUCCUGGUCUUAUUGAGACCCUUAAGCCUUCAGUGUGUGUUAUUGCUCUUGCUGCUUUUAAUAGGAACUAUCGCCACCGUGCUCUUUCUGUGCUGUUGGCACCGCAAGCUCCGCAAUGAGAAAAUCCCUAUAAAAUCAGUGCUUUCGAGGCGCUCCAGGAGUCGCGAAGCUGGUUUCCGGCCGCAUCAUUUUCGCUCUGAGGUGUGUCGCCACAGUCCGCGUCAUGUGAGGAGAAGCACACGCGCGCGCGUGUCCGAAGAGAAGCCGCUGAUCGAGAGCGAGCCUGACUCGAGCGCGUCCGUGAGGAAACGCAGAGUAAAGAAGAGAGUCCAGCCGGAGUUUUACCACACUGUGCAGCUCACACCAACACGAAAACCAAGCUCCGGGUCCGGUAACGCGUCUCUGCGCUGCUCUAUGUCUUCAUCCGCGGAUUUCUCAGAUGAUGAAGAGUAUAGUGUGAAAUCUGGGUCGGUGUCGCCGGCACCGGGGGACACUUUACCGUGGAAUUUACCCAGACAUGAGCGCUCGAAGCGGAAGAUCCAGGGAGGAUCCGUGCUGGAUCCAGCCGAGAGAGCGGUGCUCAGGAUCGCCGAUGAAAGAGACCGAGUCCAGAAGAAGACUUUCACCAAAUGGAUAAAUCAGCACCUCUUAAAGGUCCGAAAGCACGUGAAUGACCUGUAUGAGGAUUUGCGGGAUGGACAUAACCUGAUCUCCCUUCUGGAGGUGUUGUCCGGCGAGACUCUGCCAAGGGAGCGUGAUUUACUGAAGACGUUGCGGUUGGUGAGUGCGGCUGACGCAUGUGCGGUUGAGAAGCAUGGACGUGCCCUUCGUCAUGAUGAUGAUGAUGAGGAUGAGGAUAAGGGGCCGCGGGAGAAAGGCCGCAUGCGCUUCCACAGACUCCAGAAUGUACAGAUCGCGCUCGACUACUUAAAAAGACGCCAGGUCAAACUGGUGAACAUCAGGAAUGACGACAUAACAGAUGGAAACCCAAAGCUGACACUGGGAUUAAUAUGGACCAUAAUUCUGCACUUUCAGAUCUCGGAAAUCCACGUGACGGGUGAAUCCGAGGACAUGACGGCCAAGGAGAGGCUUCUGCUGUGGUCCAAGCAGAUGACUGAAGGAUACGUCGGGGUCCGAUGCGACAACUUCACUACCUCCUGGAGAGACGGACGACUCUUUAACGCCAUCAUCCAUAAGUACAGGCCUGAUCUGGUGGACAUGAGCAGAGUCUCGGCACAGACCAGCAGAUCUAACCUGGAGCAGGCGUUCGGUGUGGCGGAGCAGCUCGGUGUGGCUCGACUGCUGGAUCCAGAGGAUGUUGACGUGUCUUCACCGGAUGAGAAAUCUGUCAUUACGUACGUUUCAACAUUAUAUGACGUCUUCCCAAAAGUACCAGAAGGUGGAGAGGGCAUCAAUGCAAAUGAUGUGGAUGUGAAAUGGGUGGAGUACCAGAACAUGGUGAAUUACCUCAGUCAGUGGAUCAAACACAACGUGACUGUGAUGUCAGACAGACAUUUUCCCAGCAGUCCUGUGGAGCUCAAGGCACUUUAUACUCAGUAUCUACACUUUAAAGAGAACGAAAUACCACCAAAAGAGAACGAGAAGUCCAAAAUCAAGCAUCUCUACAAAAUGCUGGAGAUAUGGAUAGAGUUCGGGCGCGUGCACCUGCCUCCGGGUUUCCAUCCCAAUGAUGUGGAGAAGGAGUGGGGAAAGCUGAUCGUGGCCAUGCUGGAGCGAGAGAAGAGCCUGAGGCCGGAGGUGGACAGGCUGGAGAUGCUCCAGCAGAUUGCAAACCGUGUUCAGCGGGACUGCGCAGCCGGAGAGGAUAAACUAGCGCUAGCACGCAUCGCACUCCAGUCGGAUGUGAAGCGUCUGGAAUCAGGAAUCCAGUUCCAGAAUGAAGCAGAAAUCGCUGGUUUUCUCCUGGAGUGUGAGACUUUGCUGAGGCAGCAGGUGGUGGAUAUUCAGCUGCUGCUGGAUGGAAAAUUCUACCUGGCCGAUCAGCUCGUCCAGAGGGUGUCGAAGCUGCGUGACGAUCUGCUGUCUCUGAGGAGCGAGUGUUCCUCCGUCUACAGUAAAGGACGAACUCUGACCUCAGAGCAGACCAAGAUGAUGAUCUCGGGGAUCACGCAGAGCCUGAACUCGGGCUUCAGUGCGGGUCUUCUGUCGUCGGCCGGUGCUCCAGCGCUCAGCAAUCCCAGCAUGCAUCAGCCGGUGGCGGGAACGGUUUCGGCAUUCUCGAAUCCUGGAGCUGGAGGGGUCCUGGAGCAGCUCAAACACACACACAUCCGCAAACCCGUCCUCAAAGCCUCGUUCCUGGACCCAAACCUAAGCGAGGACGAGGCCAACAUGAAGUUUGUGCAGGAUCUGCUCAGCUGGGUGGAGGAGAUGCAGGUUCAGCUGGAUCAGGCUGAAUGGGGAUCUGAUCUACUGAGUGUUGAGUCCAAUUUAGGGAAUCAUAAAGAUUUCCACAAAGCCAUCGAAGAGUUCCAGAUGAGCAUUAAAGAAGCCAGAAUGAGCGAGAUGCAGAUGACUCAGCCGCUGAAGCAGAGCUACUCAGAGAAGAUCAACAAGUUGGAGACUCUGUACAGCCGACUGCUGAAAAGCUCAAGCGAGCGGCAGAGAAACCUGGACAGCCUGCAUGACUUUGUGUCCCGAGCCACCCAAGAACUAAUCUGGCUGAACGAGAAAGAGGAAGAGGAAGUGGCCUUCGACUGGAGCGAGCGAAACAGCAGUGUCUCCAGGAAGAGGGAUUAUCAUUCUGAUCUGAUGAGGGAGCUGGACGACAGGGAGGAGGUGAUCAGGUCUGUGCAGGAGAAAGCGGAGAAUCUCCUGCUGGAGAACCACCCGGCCAGACUGACCAUUGAGGCGUACAGAGCUGCCAUGCAGACGCAGUGGAGCUGGAUUCUGCAGCUCUGCCACUGUGUGGAGCAGCACCUGAAAGACAACACCGUCUACUUCGAUUUCUUCAGCGAUGCCAAAGAGUCACUGGACUACCUGAAGAGCCUCCAAGAUGCCAUUCACAGGAAGUACAGCUGUGACAGAAGCAGCAGUUUACACCGGCUGGAGGAUCUCAUCCAGGAGUCAAUGGAUGAGAAAGAGCAGCUCCUGAAGUACAGCAGUACUGUGGGUGGGUUAGUGGGCCGAGCAAAAGCCAUCGUUCAGCUCAAGGCUCGCAAUCCAGAGAAUCCCAUCAGGACGUCCAUACCUGUCAAAGCCAUCUGUGACUACCGGCAGAUAGAGAUCACCAUCGGGAAAGAGGACGAGUGUGUUCUGGUGAGCAACUCACACAGGGCCAAGUGGAAAGUCAUUAGUCCGUCUGGAAACGAGGCCAUGGUGCCUUCAGUCUGCUUCAGUGUUCCUCCACCCAAUAAAGAGGCCACUGAAAUGGCAAGCAGGAUUGAGCAGCUGUACCAGAAUGUUCUGGCUCUGUGGCAUCACUCCCACAUCAACAUGAAGAGUGUUGUGUCCUGGCACUAUCUGAUGACUGACAUCCGCGCCAUCCGCAAAAGCACCGUGGCCUCGAUCAAGACACUGCUGCCCGGGGAUCAUGAGCAGGUAUUGAGCGAUCUUCAGGCUCACUUCCAGGACUUCCUGAGGGACAGCGAUGAAUCCGAGGUUUUCACAAUGGCAGACUGUGCUCAGCUGGAAAAGGAGGUUCUGGCCUGUAAGGAGUAUUACGAGGAGCUUCUCAAAUCUGCAGAGAGAGAAGAGCACGAGGAGUCCGUGUACAACCUCUUCAUCUCUGAGGUGCGCAACUUUCGCAUGCGCGUGGAGGGACACGAGGAGCAGCUGAUCCGCAAAAUACGGACCCCGCUGGACCGAGACGACCUGCAGGAGUGUCUGCUGCGCAUCACUGAGCAGGAGAAGAAGAAGGUGGAGCUGGACAGGCUGAAGGAUGAGCUGGAGACUCUGAGAGAGAAGUGUGAAGUUUUCCUCCGUCAGGCAUCCGCCUCUCCAUCCGUCCCCACGCUUUCCUCCGAGCUCAGCAUCCUCACACAGAGCUCCAGCCAGGUCUACUCCAUGUGCUGCAUCUACCUGGAGAAGCUGAAGACGGUGAGUUUGGUAGUGAAACACAGUCAGAGCGCUGAAGCUCUGGUCAAACUUUAUGAAGCCAAGCUGAGCGAGGAGGAUUCGAUUAAUGCCAACAUCAAAUCUAUCGAUGGAGUCGUGAGCACUCUUAAGCAAUGGAGGUCUGAAAUUGACGAGAAGCGGGAGGUUUUCCAUGACCUGGAGGACGAGCUGCAGAAGGCGCGGGUGGUCAGCGAACGCAUGUUUAAAACACACAACGAGAGAGACUUCGAUUUGGACUGGCACAAGGAGAAGGCCGACCAGCUGAAAGAAAGAUGGCAGAACAUCCACUCUCAGAUUGAGAACAGGCUCCGAGAUCUGGAAGGCAUCAGCAAGUCUCUUAAGUACUACAAAGACACAUACAACAGUCUGGAUGACUGGAGCAAAGAAAUGGAGACCAAGCAGCUCAAAGCACAAGAAAAUCAACCUGAGGACAGCAAAGCACUGGCUGAAUUCCUUAACCAGCAGAAAGUGUUGGUUGCGGAGAUUGAGCAAAAACAAAGCAAAAUGGAGGAGUGCCAGAAGUAUUCGGAGCAGUAUGCUGUAGGAGUGAAGGAAUAUGAACUGCAGUUAAUGACUUAUAGAGCCAUGGUGGACUCUCAGCACAAAUCCCCAGUGAAGAGGAGGAAGAUGCAGAGCUCCUCUGAUGUGAUCCAGCAAGAGUUUAUGGAUCUUCGUACACGGUACACAGCCCUGGUUACUCUCAUGACACAGUAUGUGAAGUUUGCUGGUGAAACACUGAAGAGAGCUGAAGAGGAUGAGAGGAGGAAAUCAUUGGAAAAUGCGGAGUACCUAAGCUGGACCGAGAGCAUGGAGCUGCAGAAAUCUGCGAGCGAAGAGGAGAUCACCAGACUCCGGCGUCAGAGGUCUGUUGAGGAUGAGAAGAAAGAGCAUGGCGAUAAGGUUAACAAGUUAUUGAAUUGGAUGUCCAGUAUGAAAACAAAUCUGAGCAAUGAUGGAAAGGCUCAAAGUGAUGGAAAAUCCAGCACUGAGAGCACUAGUAAACCGCAGAUGUCGAUGGAAGAGAUGGUGACAAAGAAGGAGCAAAUUGGAGAAGCUUUGCGAACUACACAGCUGAUGCUAACCAAACACAGUGAUAAAAUGAUGGAAAAAGAAAAGCAAGAGGCAAAGGAACAGCUCAAAUCUCUUCAUCAGGCCUACAGUGAGAUUUCUCAACAGUGUGUGGAUGCGACGUCCUCAGCAGAUCAGGCUCAGAAAGUCAUCCAAGGGAUUCUGGAUGUUGAAAGUGGAGCUGUCAUGUCAGUUUGUUGCUCUGUUAAUCAUGGGAUUAUUGACCAGAUCACAGGACUUCAUCUUUUAGAGGCUCAGCUUAUAACCACUGGACUCAUCUGGCCUGAACAGCGGUUGUGUAUGGAUUUAGAGGACGCAUUCAAGAGCCAACUUGUGGAUGAUGCGAUGUUCAGGCAACUUCAGGAUUUGAAUGAUGCAAAAAAAUGUGUUCAGGACCCUCGCUUUGCUUUAGAACCUUUACCUUUCAUAGCAGCCCUGGAAAGUGGAUCUAUAUCUGAGCAGUCAGCUAUAAAGAUCAUUGAAAUCUUGGUAGCGACUGGAGGGUUGAGAUUGGCUGGUGAUAUCCUACAUCUGGACAGAGCUUUUCAGCUCGGCCUGAUACCUCACUCGCUCUUUAUCCAGAUAUUGGAGAUGAAGGACGCUUGGAAGAACUUGAUUGACCCUAAUACUGGAGAAAAAGUCACACUUAGUCAGCUUGUGCAGAGAAGUGAGAUGCAUGAGCCGACAAGCCUUUGCCUGCUUCCAGUGAAACGUGGAAAAGUCGAAACCAUAUCCCUCACAUCUGGGAAGGAGAUUAAUGUUAUAAAAGCCAUGGACGAAGGUGUUAUUGAUCGAGACACCAUGUCUCGGUUGCUGAGUGCUCAGUUGUUUGCUGGAGGCAUUGUUGAUCCUAAAAAUGGCCAUAAACUCACUGUUGAGGAGGCUUUAUCUGAGGGUCUCAUUGAUCAGGACGCUGCGAGCGAAAUACUAAGCCACCAAGCCCAAAAUGGUGGCAUUGUUAAUCCUCACAAUAAGGCGAGACUUACAGUUGAUGAGGCUGUCCAGUGUGACUUAAUAAGCUCCAGUAGUGCAUUGUUAGUUCUGGAAAGACAGAAAGCCUUCAUGGGUCUUCUUUGGCCUAACGCUGGUGAAAUCCUCUCUGUUUCCACCUCUCUUCAGCAAAAUAUAAUCACAGACACACUGGCGUCUGAACUUUUCCUCAACCGUCAGAAGAUAAUGGGAUUGUACAUACCUGAAACCUCUGAGGUUGUUGACAUAGACUUUGCAUUGGAGAAAAACUUGAUUGAGACAUUUACAAAAGAGCUAUUGAAGACAAUAGAGAUCCCAGAUGUGAUCCCUGAUAUAGAUGAACUGAGUAACAGGUUUUCAUCAUGGCUAGUAAUGCAGGAGCUACAGAUCAAAGGAUCUUGUACAGCUGGUGAAAAAAUAAGUGAGGAAUAUGGCACAAAUGCACCGUCUCUUUCUGAGGCAAAACAAUUAUUUGCUUCCUACCUCAUGAUGAACAGUUAUAUGGAUCCAGAGUCAGGUCAAAGGCUGCUUAUCUUUGAUUUGCAGCUAAACAAAAUGGCUAAAAUACUCUUUGAACAUUUACAAUCAGAAAGGUCAGAUGAGAUUAGUAGGAAUGAUAUUUCUGAAGAUUUGCAUGAGUCUCCACUUAGCAUUGUGGACACUGACAAUGACUGUCUGGAAGCCAAGUAUUGCACUUUGGGAGAGUUGCAAAUAUGCGAACCAUUGGAAAGCAGAACAGAAGAAGAGUAUGGAGCAAUGGAUGCCAACAUACCAAAACAUUACGUUGAUUUAAACACCUUACCAGCGGAUCAAAAAUGUGGUAUUUCCCCUGGCAGUAAUGAUCAUGUGACUGUAAGUGAAACUGAUAAACUGCAAAAGGAUUCUGCAUGUUCAAUAAUAGAUGAAUACCGAGGAAAAAACACAAAUAAACGGCUGUCAAAAGCAAUGCACACAGUGAAUUCUGAAUGUAAAGAUGUCAUUCAAGACCAAGACCAAGAAUCCUCAUCAGUAUUUCCUUCUGAAGCAAUUAGUUAUACAGAAAUGCCCUCUGGAGAUUUUACGGAGAUUACGUGGGAUGACAGACUUGAGAGAGAUUAUGCCAUUCAUCUUUUAAAGGCACAAGUAGAGGAAGGUGGGAUUUUAGAUGUGACCUCAGGAAAACGGUAUGACCUUGAGUCUGCUCUCGAUAAGGGACUUAUUGAUGAAGAGACUGUCUUAGAAGUACUUGCAUUACAGCUCAAUGAGGACGAUUUUAAGGAUAAAGAAAGAGCUACAUUGUCAGUUCUAAACAUUUCUGCUAAUAAAGGAUGGAUCUCAAAUACGGUAGCACUACAGAUCAUGGAAAAGCAGAACUUUCUGGGCGGUUUCUAUGAUGCAGCAGUUGGAAAAACCGUUAGUGUUUGCGAUGCUUUAGAGACAGGUCUGAUUACUGAUGAGAUUAGCAGAAGUGUUCUUUGUUCAGAGCCAAUCAGGAAUGCCAUCACUGAUCCAAAGGGAAAGUGUGUAAUCAGUGUAAAUGAUGCCCACCGGAUGGGAAUGUUGGACGAUGAAGGAGCUGAACGAUUGCUGCAUUCACAGCAGGAUGAAAUUGUAGACAUUGUGGUGCUUGACCUAUCAGAAAAAGGUCAAAUAAGCACAAGAUCAGAUGAAGCCAUCCAGGUGUCUACUGACACUGAAUCUGUAAGCAGUAGUCAGGAUCUUCCUUUACCAUCCAUUUGUGGCAUUCCCUCUAAAGCUAUUUCUACUAAAGACUAUGCAUUUGCUAAAAUUUCCAAAAUAGUCAAAGAAUCAGAUGAAGCCACAAAAGUAUCUACCAACCCAGAAGGUGUGAGCUGUCCUCAGGAACUCUCUUUAACCUUAAUUUCUGACGUUCAACCUCAAGAUAUUUCCACAAAAGACAAUGUGUUUGGUAAAGAUUCCAAGACAAGCCAAGAAUCAGAUGAAACCAUGCAGGUAUCUAGUGACGUAGGAAGUGUGAGCUCUAGUCCGGAACUUCCAUUACCUAUAAUUUCUGACAUUCAACCUAAAGCUAUUUCCACAAAAGCCAAUGUGUUUGAUAAGUUUUCUAAGACAAGGCAGGGAUCAGAUGAAGCCAUGCAGGUAUCUACAGACACAGAAGCUGUAAGAGGUAGUCAGGAUCUUUAUUUACCCUCCAUUUGUGACGUUCUGCCUAAAGCUAUUUUUACAAAAGAUAAAAUGCUACAUGAUGUUUCUGAGACAAGCCAGGAAUCAGAUGAACAUAUGCAGAUUUCUACUGGAAUAGCAAGUGGGAACAGUAAUCAGGAGCCUCCUUUACCUAUCAUUUCUGACAUUCAACCUGAAGCUGUUUCUACAAAAGACAAUAUGUUACAUAUAGUUUCCAAGGCAAGUCAGGGAUCAGAUAAAGCCAUGCAUGUAUCUUCUGACAUAGCAAGUGUGAGCAGUAGUCCAGAACUUCAUUUAGUGUCUGUUUCUGACAUUCACUCUAAACCUUCUUCCACAAAAGGCAAUGUGUUUGAUAAAGUUUCUGAGAUAAGCCUGGUAUCAGAUGAGGCCAUGCAGAUAUCUUCUAGCAUAGCAAGUUUGAGCAGUAGUCAGGAACCAUCUUUACCCACCAUUUGUGACAUUCAACCUAAAGUUAUUUCAACAAACAGUGUGAUGAAUAAUCAUUCUGAGACUAAUGGAUUGGGGUACAAUGACUGUGAUGUACAAUGUGAUCAUUUCAAUAUUGUGGAUACCAAAAAUUUCAGUUUCAGUUCCGAAGCAAAUGAGGAAAAAGGACCAAAUAACAAUUUUGACACGUAUGAUGUUGAUGUGUCUUCUGAAGCUGGUAGUUCUUCAUCUUGUGUUAGGCAGGUGACAUAUCUCAGGACCUCAGUGAGUCAGGUUGUUAGCCCUGUACAGAGUGAUUCUGGGAUAUCCUGUUCCCCCCAAAGUGACAUCUGUUUAGAUGAAAGGAGAUCAGAGAGUGUACUUAAUCCUGACCAGGAAUUCAAAGAGUCUGAAAUAACACGUGUACAUUUCAACAAAGGAUCCUCUGAGAGCUCAAGUACUUCGCUACCAAUGGUAGAAGAUGUUGCAAAAGUUUGUUCAAUCACAGAACCCCAGUCAGCCUUGUCCUUAUGUGGUGCAAAUGCCCAGUCACCAAUUGAGAUAACAACAGAGGUCAGUUUAAGUUCUGAUGGUCAUCCCACAUUUGUUCAAAAUUUGCUGAAUGAUAAGAAGUAUAGAUCAUCUCAGACCAAUGCAUUGUAUACAGCUAAAAACCCUAAUCAUAUUAAUGAGAACCCAAAUCUCAAGCAUUGUAAUGAAGAUCCAAGUGUGGAUGAUCCAAGUACAGAGAAUACAGUUAAAGAUUUGGCUAAGUGUGAGGACAUACAAGGAAUGUUCAGAAAUUUCUAUGAAUUGCAAUCAGGCCACCAAAGUCCAAGUCCUUCUGUGAGUGUAAUGCUUGACCAGUAUAGUGAACAUGCAGGCAUAUUCACACAGUCUCAAGGUGGAGAUACAGUUGUUAAUGAAGUUGCUCACCAGGGCAACCUUCAUUUACCUUAUGUCUCAAAUGCCACAGAUGAAUGGUCUCCAAAAUCAAUGGGAAGAAGUGAUUCAAGAUCUAACCUAAAUGAGUUAAUCCAAGUGAAGAUAGAUCGAGCAAGUGUUGAUGAUACUCAAAAACAAAAAGUAGCAUCCGGAAUAACAAAUGUAUAUUUCAACAAAGGGACAUCUGAGAGCUCAAGUACUUCACUACCAAUUGUAGAUGUUGCACAAGUUAGUUCACUUGCAGAACCACAGUCAACCUCAUGUGGUGCAAAUGCCCAGUCACCAAUCGGGAUGGUAACAGAGGUCAGCUUAAGGACGAAUGGUCAUCCCACAUCAGCUCAAAAUUUGCUAAAUGAUAAAGAGUAUAUGGCAUCUCAAACAAAUGCUUUGCAUACAGCUAAAUGCCCUAGCCAUAUAACUGGGAACCCAGAUCUCAAGCAUUGUAAUGAAGAUCCAAACAUAGAUGAUCCAAGUAUAGAAAAUACAGAUAAAGAUUUGGCUAAGUAUGAUGACAUACAAGGGAUGUUCAGAAAUCAAAUGCCAAAUGUCAAAGAUGAAUUUUCUUCAAAAUCAAUGGGAAAAAGGGAUUCAAGAUCUAUCUUAAAUGAGUUAAUCCAAGUGAAUAUGGAUGGAGCAAGUGUUGAUGAUACUCAAAAACAAAAAGUGGAGUCAGAAUCACAGACAGCCUCCUUAUGUGGUGCAAAUGCCCGGUCCCCAAUUGAGAUGGCAACAGAGGGAAGUUUAAGUACUGAAGGUCAUCCCACAUUAGGUCAAGGUUGGCUGAAUGAAAAUCUGAAAGAGUAUAUGUCAUCUCAGACCAAUGCAUCGCAUACAGUUAAGUACCCUAAUAAUAUUAAUGAGAACCCAGAUCUCAAGCACUGUAAUGAAGAUCGAAGUGUGGAUAAUCCGUGUGAAGCGUGUGAGGACAUACAAGGAAUGUUCAGAAAUUCCUAUGAAUUGCAAUCAGGCCACCAAAUUCCAAGUCCUUCUGUGAAUGUAAUGCUUGACCAGAAUAGAGAACAAACUGCAGGCAUGUUCACACAGUCUCAAGGUGGAGAUACAGUUGUUAAUGAAGUUGCUCACCAGGACGACCUUAAUGUACCUCAUAUGGCAAAUGCCACAGAUGAAUGUUCUCCAAAAUCAAUGGGAGGAAGUGAUUUAAAAUCUAACUUAAGUGAGUUAAUCCAAAUGAAGAUGGAUGGAGCAAGUGUGGAUGAUACUCAAAAACAAAAAGUAGAGUCCGGUAUAACAAAUGUAUAUUUCAACAAAGGAUCCUCUGAGAGCUCAAGUACUUCACUACCAAUAGUAGAAGAUGUUUUACAAGUUAAUACACUCACAGGACCACAGUCAGCAAGCUUAUGUGGUGCAAAUGCCCAGUCACCAAUCGAGAUGAUAACAAAGAUCAGUUUAAAUUCUGAUGGUCAUCCCACAUUAGCUCAAGGUUUGCUGAAUGAAAGUCUGAAAGAGUAUAUGCCAUCUCAGACCAAUGCAUUGCAUAGAGCUAAAUACCUUUAUCAUGUAAGUGAGAACCCAGAUGUUAACCAUCAUAACGAAGAUCCAAGUGUGGAUGAUCAAUGUACUGAGGCUACAGUUAAAGAGUUGGCUAAGUGUGAGAACAUGUUCAGAACUUCACCAAUGACUAAACCUGAGCCCAGAGCUGUCUGUACUGAAAGUACUGUUGACUGUAAUCUGGAAAAGAAUAGUGGGACUGAAAACUCUACUGAUUGUAAAAUAUCCAUGGACAUGCUUCAACCUGAUUUGAAUACUACAUCAGAUGAGUUGACAAGAUCAGUCGAAUCAGACCUUACAAGUGACAGUGGCAGAUAUUCAAAAGUAGAAACCAUGGCAGAAACUCUGAAGUCAACCUCAGGUCAUUGUUCAGUGGAUAAGUUCGUAGAAUCCAAUCAAUUGCAAUCAGUUCCUCAAAUUCCAAGUCCUUCUGUGGGUGUUGUGCUUGACCAGAAAUGUGAAACUCAAACUGCAGACAUCUUUAAACAGUCUCAAGGUGGAGAUACAAUUAUUGAUGAAGGCGCUCUCCAGGAUGGCCUUCAAUUACCUCAAAUGACAAAUGCUAAAGAUGAAUGUUCUCCAAAAUCAAAAGAAAGCAAUGAUUUAAGGUCCUACUUAAAUGAGCUAAUCCAAAUGAAGAUGGAUGGAGCUAGUUUAGACGAGACUCAAAUGCAAAAAAGCCAAGCCAUCGAUAACAUCAUUGAAAUCCUUCAGCACCACUCUAGAUCCUUUUCAGCCAGUUGUGCUGAUUCAAAUGAGAGAAGCAGGGAUCCAGAUAUCCUCCUGGAUUUGGAAAAGCAUGAAGGAACAACAGAAGUUCAAACUUGUCCAUCUGAUGAAAGUAAAGAUGAACCAAAGCAACAGGCUGAUAUACAGGACAUGAUUCAGAAGAUUUCAAGCCGACAUUCAGAAAUGCCUGAGAAAGGAGAUGGAGAGCUCAAAAGUCUUUUGGGAGGCGCUAUCCUGAAAGAUGAAAGCUUGGAAGCUAAAGUUUUUGCUGAUAUUGCUUCAGAUGAUGUCUUCCAGCCAACUGACUCUAUCUACCAGGUCAUCUCUGUAGGAGAAGAUCCACACAUAAAGCAGGCAGAUGGAGUCAAAAUGAGAAGAUAUUCCACCCAGAAUUACUUGGAAUGUGUUGGAAAACUUCAGGACCAUUUCGAUACUCUAGAAGACGUAAGAAGUGACUUGCUGACCAAGGGUCCAAUAGCAGAAAACAUUGAAGAAUUGCAUUGUCAGUUAGAGGAAAUUCAGUCUCUGGAAGCACAGAUUGCUGCUCUCCCUGCCAUGCUAACUGCAGAUUUGAUCAUAGCAGAGCAGCUUCUGAAUUCUGCCGAUGAUCUUACUCCCACACAAAUCCACCAAGAUUUGGCUGCAGUCUUUGUAGAUUUACAGAAUACUUUCACAGAUGUUUGCCACUUAUCAGCUGAGCGAAGUAACGCUAUUCUACUAGCCAUUGACAAAGUGAAGAUCCAACUGGAAACUUCAUAUCAGGAUUUGCUAAGCUCUCUUGAGAAGGUCUCAGCUUGUAUUCGAGAAAAUUCUGAGAUGAUGUCUGAGCUUGAUUUCAUGGAUGCUGAUGACACAGAAAAUAUAAACAACAAGAUUCAGCAAAAUAAGGACAUAGAGAAGAACUUAUCAGGAACCCGGCAGCUCCUUGAUGAUGCUGCUUUUGAUAUCCAAAGCUUCAUUUCUGAGCAUGCUCAGUUCCUGAGUCCCGCUCACAGCAGACACCUUCUCAGGACUCUCAGCAGCACACAGAGAUCCUUCAAGGAGCUCAAGGACAAAGUGUUUAUUCAGAGGAAAACUCUGGACGUCCAGUCUGAGAUGCUUGAGGAUGAGACUCAGCGGCAGGCUGCUGUGGAGAAGCAGAGGGAGUUUUCAGAAAAGCUUCAGGAGUUAUUUGAUGAUUUAACACAGACAGAAAACCGACUCAUUGGGCAUCAGCAGCAGGCGGUCGGCGCCAAGACUGUCGGAGACCUCCAACAAUACCAACAAGAGCAUCAGGCUCUACAGAAAGACCUCCAGGCCAAUGCUAGCGCGCUCAGUGAAGUCAUCAACAGCACGAAGAAGUUUCUGGAGGAGAAUCGCAGUAAACUGAGCCCAGAGCAGGUUUCAGCUCUUGAGAACAAGCUGGAGGAGCUGAAGAGUAAAGCCAAUACACUUAACCAGAGAGCUGAAGAGUCCAGGAAAGAUCUGGAGAAUGUUUUGACAAGCGCCAUCAAGCAAGAGACCGAGAAGGUAGCAGCCGUUGAACAGCUUGAAGAAAGCAAAACCAAGAUUGAAGGACUUCUGGGCUGGAUCUCCAACAUUGGGAAAGAGAAAGAAAUGGGGGGAAUGCAAAAAGAGAACGGAAACAUGCCGGAGUUCACGCCGAUGAAGAGUAUCAUUGAAGAAGGAGAUGAUCCUAAUGGAAAUGCGCCGGAUACUACGGAUAACACAAGACCAUGUUCAGCUGAAAAACAAGACAGUAACGCCCUGGAUCUGGACCAGCAGUAUAACAGGGUUCAAGCGCAUCAUCAGGAGAUCUUGUCCCAGCAGCAGGAUUUGAUCAUCGCCACACAGUCGGCACAAGCUCUGCUGGACAAACAGGCUCAAGUGCUGUCGCCGGCUGAAAAAGACAAGCUCCAGCGGGACGUUAAAGAGCUGAAGGGCCGCUACGAGUCCUCACUCACGCAGGCCGAGCAGCAGAUGAAGCAGAUCCAGGCUGUCCAGGAGGAGUUUCACAAAUUCAAGGCAGAUUUCAAGGAGUUUGAGACCUGGAUCCAGCAGGCCGACGGGCAGAUGGAGGAGCUCGGGACGUCUGCUGAUAAUCUGGACACCCUGAGGAAUAAUCUCCAGAGACAGAAGAGCUUCUCUGAGGAUGUGAUUUCUCAUAAAGGAGACCUGCGCUUUAUAAAUAUCUCCGGGCAGAAGGUGCUGGAGGCAGCGAAGGCUUGUGAUCGGGGCGAGUGUAACGCAUCAGAUGGGCUGCCGGCGGUGGAUAUGUCCAAGACUUGUAAUGCAGUGAGAGAAAAGCUGGACUCUGCUGGUUCUCACUAUAAAGCCUUGCACACACAGUGUAAUCAGCUCGGCAGUAACCUGAAGGACGUGGUGGAGAAGUUCGGGAGGUAUGAAGACGCGAGUGUUUCUCUGGUGAAAUGGCUGGACGCUUCAGAGGAAGAGUCCAGAAGACAGCAGUCUAAGCCCAUCGCUGGAGACCCUCAGAGCCUGCAGAGACAGCUGGAGGAGACCAAGAGUCUUCAGGGUCAGACGGCGGUGCGUCAGACAGCAGUGGAGAUGCUGAGGAGAAACGCCGAUGCUCUGAUCAGUGCAGACGGAGACCUGCUGUCCAAUCCAGACCACAUCCAGGAGACUGUGGAUGACAUCUCGGAGCGUUUUGCUAACCUGUGUAAGUGUGUGAGCGGCCGCAGUGAGAAGCUGCAGGUGACCCUGACGCGCUCGUUCAGUGUUCAGGACGGCCUGGACGAGAUGCUGAGCUGGAUGGAGAAGGUGGAGGAGAGCCUGAAGGAGACGCCGGCGGUGACACUGGACUCUAGAUCCAUCACAGAAGCUCUCAGCAAAGAGACAGCUCUGGAGCAGGACAUGAUGAGCAGGCAGAGCAGUGUUUCCGCCAUGCAGCUGAAGGUGAAGGCGUUUGUGGAGAGUGCAGAUCCAGCCGCCGCUGCUCUUCUGCAGGCCCGGAUGGAGGCUUUGAGCCGGCGCUUCACCGACGCCUCUGAGCAGCACAAACUGAAGCUGAAGCGGAUGGAGGAGCUGAAGCUGAAGGUGGAGGAGUUCGAGACAACAUCAGAGGAGCUGCAGCAGUUUGUGUUGAGGAGCUCGCAGGCUCUCUUAGAGACAGACGGACCCCAGAGGAACAUCGCUGAACUCUUGCUACUCGUACAGGACACAAGCGUGGAGUUAUCUCAGCAUGUGAAGGACGUGGAGACUCUACACAAACUCUCAGAGGAACUCUGUAAACUCGGUUCUGAAGGAAGUGCAGAUCUUCUACAGAACAAGAUGAAGAACAUCUCUGACAACUUCAACGCUCUCAAGGAGACAAUUACAGAGAAGACGGCGGAGGUCUCAUCCUGUCAGGAUCAGCUGCAGGAGUUCAGGGCGGCUGCAGGAGUGUUAAUGAAAUGGCUGGAGGAGACAAAAGAGCGAGUGCCAACACUUCAGGCCAACUGCAGUGAACAGGGCCUGAGAACUGACCUGAAAACAGUCAACGGCUUGCUGGACGCCUGGACCUCCAAAUCUCCCGCGGUCCAGGAUAUAAAUAGCAAGGGAUCUGCUCUGUGUAGCCUAAUCAGUGUUUUGACAUCGCCAGCCAAAGCCAAGAUACAUCACAACUCAGGAUCGGUUGUCAGUAAUGGUUCUGGUCCAGGAAAUCAUGCUUUUCUGUCAAACCAAGAGCUGAUGAUGGUCCAGCAGAACGUGUCCUGCAUUAAUACGGAUUAUGAUCAUCUGGGGAAGCUGCUGAAGAGCCGCUCUUCUGAACUCAACGCUUUGCUGAAGAGAGUUGAGGGUGUUUGUGAACAGGCUGAGUCUCUGCGUCAGUGGAUGGAGGAUGCAAAGAAGACAGCAGCAUCCUGGAGGAAACAGCCAUCUGGGAACGACUCGGUCAAAUCACAGCUGGAGCAGCAGAAGGUCUUUGAAGAGAACAUGAAGCAAAAGCAGGAUCAGCUCCAGCAGCUGAGGGAGAAUCUGCAGCGCUUGAUCCAGGAGAAGCCGGACUCACCCGACGCACAAAAGUGGAAGCACAUGCUGGCACAGAUAGAUGCAGGAUGGGAGGAGGUCAAGGGGUCAAUGGAGAUCCGGAAGCAGCACCUGGAGGAGUCGUCCCGCAUGCUGGAGCUCUUCCAGACGGCCCGACCGCAGCUCUCGCAGUGGCUGCAGGAGAAGGAGCUGAUGAUGGGGGUCCUGGGACCCUUAUCUGUGGAUCCUAACAUGCUGAACACACAAAAGCAGCAAGUACAGAUCCUCCUGCAGGAGUUUGACAGCCGCAAGCCUCAGUAUGAGAAAUUAACCGAAGCCGCUGCAUCAAUUACCAGCAGCGCAUCAGAGAAGCAGGAUCCAGCAGUACAGCAGGUCCAGGAUCAGCUGGCAUCUUUGUCCCAGAAGUGGCAGGCUUUGACGGGUCAGCUUUCUGAACGUCACGCUCUCAUUGAACGAGCUGUCGAGAAGACCACGCAAUUCCAGCAGCUCCUGCAGAGCCUCAGUAAAAGCGCCACUGGCCUGGAGACUGAACUGAAUAACCAGCAGACCCUCAGCAGCAGACCCGAUGAAGUCAAGAAGCAGAUCCAGGCCACCAAUGAGAAGCUUUCUCAGCUGCGAGAGGAGAAGAAGAGGCUGAAGGAGGCCGAAUGCAUCUGCUCGGAGCUCUCCAAGAUGAUCACUGAAGAAUAUCUCAGAGCGGACCUCACAAAACAGCUGGAGAGUGUCACUAAACCAUUCAGACAACUCGAGGACAAAGCAGCUAAGCGGAUCGAGCAGCUCAACUCGGCUUUCGCCAGCUCUCAGCAGUUCCACCAGACAUCGAAAGACUUCCAAUCCUGGCUGAAUGGAACUCUGCAAGAUCAAUGCAACCCACAACCCAUCUCUGCUAAUAUCCAGACGCUCAAACAGAGUCUCGAAGACAACAGCGCUGUUCAAAAAACCAUCAAUGACCAUGAAGAACCUUACCAGACCAUCAUGAAAGAGGGAGAAGCUCUCCUCCAGAGCACUGAAGGCGCAGAAAAGGUGGCUCUUCAAGGACAACUGUCUGCUUUAAAGUCUAACUGGGAAGAUGUGAAGAAAAGCAACGCAGAACAAGCAGAAAAGCUUCAGACGGCAAUGCAGAGGGCAUUGAAAUACAAAGAGAACUCUGAGAAGCUGAACUCAUGGUUGCAGGAGUGUGAAGACAGGGAGACGAAUGUAAAACUCAGCGUAAGCUCGGUCGAGAUUGAAGGAUCGCUCUCACAAUUAAAGGCCGUCCAGAAAGACAUUGAUAAGCAUAGAGGACACAUAGAAAUGAUGAACAGUGCUGCAGACGACCUCCUGGAGGUCAUCACAACAGAUGGAGAUACAAUUAAGGAGGACAAGCUAUCAAUUGGUAAAAGAGUCGAUAAGCUGACUGAAGAUCUAACGCUCAAACGAGAAUUAUUAGAAAGCAUCUCACAGAAACUAAAAGAGUUCAGUGACCUCCAGAAGGAAGCUAAAGGGCAGUUGGAGAGCGCAAGGAAAGUUCUGGAUGUUCACUCUUCAUUGGGUGUCCAGGCUUUCAGCAAUAAGAACCUGAGCAAUAUGAAGGCUCAGCAGAACGGCUUGGAGAGCGUCCAUAAACAGAUUGAGCAUCUCAAAAGUAUCGCACAAGGACUCGUUGUUGAUGCAUCUGAGGCUGAAGGUGUGACGGAUCUUCUUCUGCAAGCAGACAGCCUUGAAAAAGACCACAUGUCCAUUAGCAAAAAGGUGGACGAUGCUUGCUCCAAUUUGGAGAGCAAACUUCUUGGAAUCGGGCAGUUUCAGGACAGCAUUCGGGAGAUGUUUGCAAACUUCGCAGAUUUGGACGACGAGUUAGAUGUUAUGGCUCCUGUAGGACGAGAUCUUGAGAUCUUGAGAGAUCAGAAAUCUGCCAUCGAGGCAUUCGUAGGCAAACUUCAGGAUCUGAUGAGCAACACAUCCAACGGGAGAGAUAAUUGCAGGAAGAUGCUGGAGUCGGAGGCUUCACCGGAUCUGCUGGGUCUGAAGAGAGACUUGGAAACUCUCGGAAAACAGUGUGGAAAGCUGAUGGACAGAGCCACCGGGAGAAAAGAGCAGGUUGAGGAGACGCUCAAUCAUCUGGAGGAGUUUUACAGCAGGACGCAGGAGUUUAGCAGCAAACUGAGCACUGCUGAAAGGCAAGAGGAGUCCCAGGGGUCUGUCGGAUUGGAAACAGAAGUCAUUAAUCAGCAACUGGAGUCCUUCAAGGUUUUCCAAAAGGACGUGAUUGAGUCUCUGCAGAGCCAGUUCCAGGAGUUAAACACUCUUGGCCAGGCGCUGAUCCAGAACGCCCCCAAAGGCACCAGCACCAAAAACCUGGAUCACGAUCUGGAGGAGGUCAACACCAGGUGGAACACGCUCAACAAAAAGGUUGCAGAGCGAUCAGCACAGCUUCAUGAAGCCCUCCUUCACUGCGGACGCUUUCAGGAUGCUCUGGAGUCUCUGCUCAGCUGGCUCACAGACACAGAGGAGCUGGUGGCCAAUCAGAAACCUCCGUCUGCUGAAUUCAAAGUGGUCAAAGCACAGAUACAAGAGCAGAAGCUGCUGCAGAGAUUGCUGGAUGAGCGGAAAGCUACGGUGGAGCUGAUUAAGACGGAGGGACGGAAGGUGACAGAUUUAGCCGACACUGUUGAUAAGGAGAAGAUUGGCAGAGAGAUUGAAUGCCUGGGCCAAAGGUGGGAUGCCCUGCUUAAGAAAGCCGAGCACAGACACAAGCAGCUGGAGAAUAUUUCGGUGGUGGCUCAGCAAUUCCACGAGACCCUGGAGCCGCUGACGGAGUGGCUGACGGCGACCGAAAAACGACUCGCAAACUCGGAGCCCAUCGGCACACAGACGUCCAAACUAGAGGAGCAGAUCUCACAGCAUAAGGCUUUAGGGGAGGAGGUUUUGGGCCGGGGUAAGAUGUUGUACCAGGCCAUGAGCCUGGGUCAGUCUCUGCGGACGCUGGGUUGUGUGGAUGAUAAAGAGACGGUGCAGGUAAAGCUGGAAAACACACAGCGCAGCUUUCUGGAGCUCCAGGAGCAGUGCAGACAGAAGGAUGAGCUACUGAGGCAGGCCCGGGCCAACGCGCAGCUCUUUGGAGAGGAUGAAGUGGCUCUGAUGACGUGGCUGGAUGAGGUGCACGCAAAACUGAGCGAAGUCUCGGUUCAGGAUUACACUCCGGCGGUGCUGGAAAAACAGCACGCAGAGCAGCUGGCUCUUCAUGAAGACAUUGAGUUGAGGAAACAAAACAUCGAACAGGCCAUCCUCAACGGCUUAGAACUGCUCAAGCAGACCACAGGCGAUGAGGUUGUGGUGAUUCAAGGCAAACUGGACGGCAUAAAGACGAGGUAUUCAGAGAUCAACACAAUGAGCAGCAGCGUGUCAAAGACUCUGGACAAAGCGCUUUCUCUGGCCACAAAGCUCCAGAACAGCCACGAGGAGCUGAACGUCUGGCUGGAGAAGGUGGAGGCCGAGCUGAACACAUUUACAGAUCCGCAGCCGCUCGGAGAGCAGCUCACUGACCUGCAACACAGACAGAGCGCGCUGGUGCAGCAGCUGAAGGAGCAGAAGCCGCUGCUGGACGCUCUGAAUGAAGUGAGCAGUGCUCUGCUGGAGCUGGUGCCCUGGAGAGCCAGAGAAGGUCUGGACAGGAUGAUCACAGAAGAUAAUGAACGCUACAGAUCAGCCAGCGAUACUUUAAUCCAGCGUGUGGAGCAGACCGGAGCCGCCAUCCUCAAAUCCCAGCAGUUUGAGCAGGCAGCCGGUGCUGAGCUGCAGUGGUUCACCGAGGCUGAAAUGAAGCUGUCGGCUCUCGGUGAUAUCAGUCUGGAGCCGGAGAAAACCACAGCUCAACUACAGGCUCAGAAGAGCUUCUCCAUGGAUAUCAUGAGGCAUAAAGAUGCCGUGGAUGACAUUGUGAAGACCGGCGAAGCCAUUAUGAACAGCAAAGAUGAAGCAGAGAAGCAGGCGCUCAAGGUGAAGCUCCAGGCGCUGCUGGAGAAGUAUACUGUGGUGAGCCAGCUGAACUCAGAGCGCUGUCUGCAGCUGGAGAGGGCUCAUUCUCUGGCCUGUCAGUUCUGGGAGACCCACGAUGAGCUGUGGCCAUGGCUGCAGGACACCGGAGCUGCAUUCACGGAGCUUUCACAGCCCGCUAUUGAGUAUGAAGCCCUGCGACAGCAACAGGAGGAGCUCAGGCAAAUGAGGGAGCUGAUUGCCGAGCACAAGCCACACAUCGACAAGAUGAAUAAAACGGGCCCUCAGCUGGUGGAGUUGAGUCCUGCGGAGGGAACGGCCAUCAGGGAGAAAUACGAGACAGCAGACCGACUGUACGGACAGCUGAAAGUGGACGUUAAACACAGAGCCUCCACCCUGGAUGAGGCCAUAUCCAAAUCCACACAGUUUCAUGAUAAGAUCGAACCCAUGCUGGAGUCUCUGGAGCGCAUCUCUGAGCGCCUGCGCCAGCCUCCGUCCAUCUCUGUGGAGGUGGAGAAGAUCCGCGAGCAGCUCUCUGAGAAUAAAGCGCUGAGCGUCGACCUGGAGAAACUUCAGCCGUCGUACGAGACACUCAAACAGCGAGGAGAGGAGAUGAUCGCACGCUCGCAAGGAGCAGACAAAGACCUCUCAGCCAAAGCGGUUCAAGAUAAGCUGGAUCAGAUGGUGUUUCUGUGGACCGACAUCCAGGCUCUUCUGGACGAGAGAGAAGCCAAGCUGCUGGACGUGAUGGACCUGGCGGAGAAGUUCUGGUGCGAUCACUGCGCUCUCAUCGUCACCAUUAAAGACACGCAGGAGCUGCUGAAGGAGCUGGAGGAGCCCGGGGUCGACCCGUCAGUGGUCAAACAGCAGCAGGAGUCUGUGGAGGGCUUCAGAGAAGAGAUCGACGGCCUGCAGGAUGAGCUGAAUGUGGUCCAGAAUCUGGGAGCAGAGCUCAUGACAGCAUGUGGAGAACCAGAUAAACCAGUCAUCAAGAAGAGUAUAGACGAGGUGAACUCCGCUUGGGAAACCCUGAAUAAGGCAUGGAGGGAGCGAGUGGAGACUCUGGAGGAGGCCAUGCAGGCGGCCGUUCAGUUCCAGGACAGUCUCCAGAACAUGUUUGACUCGGUGGACAUUAUGGAGGGCAAACUGGAUUCAAUGUCGCCUGUGGGCACAGACCUGGAGACUGUCAAACAGCAGAUCGAGGAGCUGAAGGAGUUUAAAGGGGAAGCGUACCAGCUGCAGAUUGAGAUGGAGAGGCUGAACCAUCAGGCCGGGCUCCUGCUGAAGAAGGUGAUGGAUGAAGACGACCGAACCUCCAUCUCAGAGCCGAUGAACGAGCUCAAGAUGCUCUGGGAAAACCUGGACAAGAAGAUUAUCAACAGACAGCACAAGCUGGAGGGGGCGCUGUUGGCUCUCGGGCAGUUCCAACAUGCUUUAGAUGAACUUUUGGCCUGGCUCACACACACUGAAGAGCUGCUCGGGGAACAGAGGAAGGCUUGCGGAGACCCGAAAGCCAUCGAGAUCGAGCUCGCGAAACACCACGUGUUGCAGAAUGACGUUCUGGCCCAUAAGAGCACGGUGGAGGCGGUGAACAGGGCCGGAUGUGACCUGAUGGAGUCCAGCGCUGGAGAAGAGGCUCGAGGCCUGCAGAGCAAGCUGGAGAACCUGAACCAGCGCUGGAAAAGCAUCCUGGAGAAGACGGAGCAGAGACGCCAGCUUCUGGACUCAGCUCUGCUGCAGGCUCAGGGUUUCCAUGGCGAGAUUGAAGACAUGCAGCGGUGGCUGAAAGACAGCGAGCGUCAGCUGUUAGCAUCUAAAGCUGUCGGAGGUUUACCAGACACGGCCCGCGAGCAGCUCAACACACAUCUGGAGCUCUGCAGUACGCUGGAAGUAAAGGAGGAAAUAUACAAGCAUCUCCUUGAGCGAGGACAGCAGAUUUUGGCCAUGACCCCUGAAGGUCAAGACAGCACCACAGAACUGGACCUGCGGAACCUGCAGGACAAGUGGGAGAGUGUUCAGACCAAAGUCAAGGAGAGGAAGGUCAAACUGGAGGAGGCUCUUGCCAUGGCCACAGACUUCCAUAACUCACUGCAGGAUUUCAUUAACUGGCUGACGCAGGCUGAACAGACGCUCACCAUGGUGUCUCCUGCCUCGCUCAUCCUGGAGACCAUCAUGUUCCAGAUAGACGAGCAUAAGGUGUUUGUGACGGAGGUGAACUCGCAUCGGGAUCAGAUCAUGGAGCUGGAUAAGACAGGAACGCACCUGAAGUACUUCAGUCAGAAACAGGACGUGGUGCUGAUCAAAAACCUCCUGCUGAGCGUUCAGAGCCGCUGGGAGAAAGUGGUGCAGCGCUCCGUGGAAAGAGGACGACUGCUGGACGACGCCAGGAAACGUGCAAAACAGUUCCAUGAGUCCUGGAGCAAACUGAUGGAGUGGCUGGAGGAGUCCGAGCGAGCGCUGGACACUGAGAUGGAGAUCGCCAACGACCCAGAUAAGAUCAAGACACAGUUGACCCAGCACAAGGAGUUUCAGAAAGCUCUGGGCAGCAAGCAUUCGGUGUACGACACCACCAGCCGCACAGGACGGGCUCUGAAGGACAAAACCUCCUUACAAGAUGACAACCAGAAGCUGGACCACAUGCUCAGUGAGCUCAGGGACAAGUGGGACACGGUGUGCGGCAAAUCUGUAGAGAGGCAGAAUAAGCUGGAGGAGGCUCUGCUGUUCUCAGGUCAGUUCACAGACGCACUGCAGGCUCUGAUCGACUGGCUGUAUAAAGUGGAGCCUCAGCUGGCAGAAGAUCAGCCGGUGCAUGGAGACAUAGACCUGGUCCUCAACCUCAUCGACAGCCAUAAGGUGUUCCAGAAAGAGCUGGGCAAGAGGACGGGCAGCGUUCAGGCUUUGAAGCGUUCGGCACGGGACUUGAUUGACAGCAGUCACGAUGACUCUUCCUGGGUCAAAGUUCAGAUGCAGGAGCUGAGCACCCGCUGGGAGACGGUCUGCAGCCUCUCAGUGUCCAAACAGACACGGCUGGAGCAGGCCCUCAGUCAGGCUGAAGAGUUUCACUCCACCGUUCACAUUCUGCUGGAGUGGCUCGCAGAAGCUGAACAGAGCCUUCGCUUUCAUGGAGCCCUUCCAGACGAUGAAGAAGCCCUGCGCGCGCUCAUUGAACAGCACAAGGAGUUCAUGAAGAAGCUGGAGGAGAAAAGACUGGCUCUGAAUAAAGCCACCAGCAUGGGAGAAGCCAUCCUGUCCAUCUGCCACCCAGACUCCAUCACCACCAUCAAACACUGGAACACCAUCAUUAAAGCACGCUUCGAGGAGGUAACAGCCUGGGCCCGUCAGCACCAGCAGAGACUCUCCACUGCUCUGGAUGAAAUGCUGGCCACUCAGGAGCUGCUGGAGAAGCUGCUGAACUGGCUCCAGUGGGCUGAAACUACGCUCGGAGAGAAAGACAAGGACCCAAUGCCUCAGGAGCUGGAGGAAGUCAAAGCACUCAUCGCUGAGCACCAGACUUUCAUGGAAGAGAUGACCAGAAAACAACCAGAUGUGGACAAAGUUACCAAAACCCAUAAACGAAAAGCCACAGCGGAUCCACCGGUUCAGUCUCACAUCCCCGUUCUAGAUAAAGGACGAACAUCCAGAAAAAGAUCCCCAACACAAAACAUGUACACGGCGGCAGCAUCACAGGCACAAAUCGAGACCAAGAACCCCCGAGUGAACCUGCUGGUUAGUAAAUGGCAGCAGGUUUGGUUGCUGGCUCUGGACAGGAGGAGAAAACUCAAUGACGCUCUGGACAGACUAGAGGAGUUGAAAGAGUUUGCUAACUUUGACUUUGACGUAUGGAGAAAGCGCUACAUGCGCUGGAUGAACCACAAGAAAUCACGAGUCAUGGAUUUCUUCCGUCGGAUUGAUAAAGACCAGGAUGGCAAAGUCACAAGGCAGGAAUUCAUCGAUGGCAUCCUGUCCUCAAAGUUUCCCACCAGCCGUCUGGAGAUGAGCGCUGUGGCAGAUAUCUUCGAUCGAGACGGCGAUGGCUACAUUGACUACUAUGAGUUUGUGGCUGCUUUACAUCCCAAUAAAGAUGCCUACAAGCCAUUAACCGAUGCUGACAAGAUUGAAGAUGAGGUGACUCGCCAAGUUGCGAAGUGCAAGUGCCCUAAACGCUUCCAAGUAGAGCAGAUCGGAGCCAACAAAUAUCGGUUCUACCUUGGGAACCAGUUUGGUCUGGUUCACUGCUUACAUGACCCCUUAAUCGCCGACGAGACUAUAACAAACAGGGACAGUCAAAAUCUAACCCCCCAUCUACACGUUGCGGUUUUGGAAAGCUGUAUCCUGUUCGGAGAUUCCCAGCAGCUGCGUCUGGUGCGGAUCCUGCGCAGUACAGUGAUGGUGCGGGUGGGUGGAGGCUGGAUGGCCCUGGAUGAGUUCCUGGUGAAAAAUGACCCAUGCAGAGUUCACCACCACGGGAGUAAAAUGUUGCGCUCGGAAUCAAACUCUUCAAUUACUCAGUCUCCUAUAGCUAAAGGCAGGACAAACGUGGAGCUGCGGGAGAAGUUUAUUCUCCCAGAAGGCACCACGCAGGUGAUGGCCAGCUUCCGCUACAGAGGUCGAAGGUCACGGCCGUCCUCACGAGGAGCCUCCCCUAACAGGUCCAACUCCAGUCAUAGCUGCGCUCCACAGAACAACCCGCCCGCACCAAACACACCCAAGACUCCCCAACAUUUAACCCGCAAUUAUGAUAAACCCUGGCUGACAAACAGCAAAUCAGCCACUCCUCUUAAAUCAUCCGACUCCUUUGACAGCCAAGGGUCGUCCAAUGAGAGCACUCCGAUUCAGGGCAGCAAGCUUCGUCUUCCAGGAUAUUUGUCAGGAAAAGGCUUUCAGGCGACAGAGGAUGGAGCCCUGAUCAAUGCUGCGGUCAUGAAGGCCAGAGGUCAAGCUAUAGGGUCAAGUAAGAUACCAAGCAGGCCUGGCAGUAAAGCUGGAAGUCGAGGGAGCAGCCGGCGAGGCAGCGACGCCUCGGAUUUCGACAUUUCGGACAUUCAGUCAGUCUGUUCGGACGUAUCGGAGACAGUGACAGACUCAGGCAGACCGACGCCACGCUCAGCCUCACGCCAACAUGGUGGAAAACCCUCCAAAAUCCCAACUCCACAGCGAAGAAGCUCCACUACUAGUAAACUAGCCAAAAGCAGCAAGAGAUAGUCAACAGUGCACAGGAAAAUGCACUAAACUCAGACUGGACACACACUACAAAGUGUUAUCGUUUUUAAAAAGCGUAGCAAGAUGUAAAUUAUUCUGUUGUGGAAGUGAAAAAGGAAGUGUGUGUGUGUGUGUGUGUGUGUGUGUGUUGAAUGCAACGGCUUUAUGUAUUUGUCCUGUAUUGUAUGUCAUUAAUAUUAUGUUGGAUCGCUGGGAGAGGUCAGCGAACACACUGUAUGGUGUUAGGUGAACUAACACUUUUCCACAUGUUCGCGUUGAGAGAGAAGCUGAAUCUAGUUAUUUCCCUCAGGCGGACGUGCCUGAUAUGCCUCUGUAUUCUGCCACAAUUAUUUAUUCAUCUAUUUAAAGUGCAAUGACAAGCUGCUGUUAUGCAUUUAAAGGGCAAUACUGUAACCACUGCUAUCAUACACUACAGUUAAUCCUGAUCAUGGCCUUUAAACCUGUAUAACCACCCGACUGUAGCACCCGCAGCAAUGCUAAUUUCGAUCAAAUCACGCCUAACUGUGACUACAACUUUCAGACUUAAAAACAUGUGCAAUCAUGCCUGUGUAUUCUAUAGUUCCCCUAUGCCUGAGUGAUGCGAAUUGCUCCAUUUUGUUUUUGUAAUAAAUAUGCUUGCAGAAAA
Molecule: messenger RNA, 25684 nt
Organism: Danio aesculapii
Lineage: Eukaryota; Metazoa; Chordata; Actinopteri; Cypriniformes; Danionidae
Gene: dst
Product: dystonin
Exons: 106
Coding region: 16-25041 (8341 amino acids)
Biological process (GO): wound healing; intermediate filament cytoskeleton organization; hemidesmosome assembly
Cellular component (GO): intermediate filament; focal adhesion; cytoplasm
Molecular function (GO): structural molecule activity; microtubule binding; calcium ion binding
Source: RefSeq, a predicted model, not a curated record